CCCUCGGCAGCGCCCUUCUGGCAGCUUUUGGAGCCUGUUCGCGAAGAUAAGCCUGCCGGGAGAGCAGAGCCCUCUGAAAGAACCGACAUCCUCGCCCUAACCGAUGACCUUCAUUUACCUGUUGCUGUACCCGAAGUUCCCUCGUCGCCGAGACAUGAAUUUCCUGCAGACUGGAGUAUUAAAACACGACUUCUAUUUAUGUCUUCCCAACCUUUCACCUGGGCAGAACAUUUAAAAGCGCAAGAGGAAGCUCAAGGAUUUGCUCAGCAUUGUAGAGCUACAGAAACAAACUUGCCACAGAGCAUACAGGAACCAAAACUGUCCACAGAACUGCGUUGUGCCUUUCAGCAAAGCCUCGUUUACUGGCUUCACCCUUCACUGCCAUGGCUGCAGCUGUUCCCUCGGAUUGGAGCAGAUAGAAGAAUAGCUGGAAAGGCUUGUCCUUGGUCACAGGAUGAAGCCUUGCAACAAGCACUAAUGAGCGACUGGUCUGUCAGCUUUACAUCUCUGUACAAUCUGCUCAAAGCCAAACUGUGUCCCUACUUCUAUAUAUGUACCUACCAGUUUACCGUCCUGUUCCGUGCAGCUGGUCUUGCGGGAAGUGACGUUAUCACAGCUGUAAUUUCUCCCACAACUAGAGGUUUAAGGGAAGCCAUGAGAAAUGAAGGCAUAGAGUUUUCUUUACCUUUGGUAGAAGAAAGUAGAACCAGGAAACAGAAAAACUCUGAAGUGAAUCUGGAAACAGAAGGUGCUAACAGCCUCCAAGUGGGCAACAGCAUGGAAGAUGGAGAGGAACCAGCUCCAAGUGAUGAUGACGACGAAAGUUUCUCUUGGCUUGAGGAGAUGGGAGUCCAAGACAAGGUUAAGAAACCAGAUGCUAUUUCUAUUAAACUUCGUAAGGAGAAGCAUGAGGUGCAGAUGGAUCACAAACCCGAAUCCCUUGCAUUAGUGAAAGGGACAAACACAUUCACCUUGCUGAACUUCUUGAUAAACUGCAAGAGCCUGGUGGCUGUUGCAGGUCCACAAGCAGGGCUUCCACCAACUUUGCUGUCCCCUGUUGCUUUCCGAGGUGGAACAAUGCAAACGCUCAAAGCUCGAAGCAUAAAUGCCAAAGCCAGGGUUCACCUGGCAUAUGAGGAUAUCUUCAGUUUGGAGAUCGUAGGCCCCGUCAUGCCUCAUUCCCUGCAUUCACUGACCACGCUGCUCAAAUCCGCACAGAGGGGAGCGUUCUCGGCUGUUUUAUAUACACACGAGCCAACUGCUGUGUUUAACACUAAUCUUGACAAUGCAAGCCCUGCCUUAAAUAAGGAAGCCGUAUGCAAAGAUCUUCCUACGUGUGGACUGCAUCCUAAGACUUUGGAUCAACUGAGUCAGUGUCCAGCAUUGGGAAAAUCCUCCAUCCGAUUUCUGGAAAUGAAGGAUUAUGCUUAUACCUGGAAGUCCUAGGUAUGCUAGUUCCAUUUAAUGGAAAAGAAUGCUCUCUAGCGUGCAGUUGCUGUACUUCAUUCGGGUCUACACGGGCAGCACCUAUGCAGUACCGGGAGGGAUACAACCUAGUUGAACAUCACAGACAACUAUUGCACAUCACCCAGCAUAAAACACUUCAAAGGACUUUUGAAGGAAAUGAAGGUCUUGGACAUCUCCUUUUGUAUUUUAGACAGCCUUUUUUAAAUAAAACUUGAUAAAACAUGAUUAGCUAUUUUAUUGGUCUGAAUUGCAUCUGGAAGGUCUGUGUUCUUCAUGCACAUGCAAGUUCUAUUCUGAAGUACAGAGCUGCUGCUACUGCUCUGUGCGGUAACUGGUAGCCAUUUUGGAUGGGUGGAAUAUCUUGGCAAAACCCCUUCCAAGACUGCUUCAGCACCUUGCCAGAAGCUUGACAGCUACGCCUCGGUAUGCUGCACCUCUUGGUUUAGAGACAGCUCUGAACUCCACAAAGAUAGAUGAAAGUCAGAUGGACACAAGCAGAGAGUCCUGGCUGCAGCUCAAUCAGAUUAAAAGGUUAAGAUUCCUCAGAACUGCUUGACAUAGCUGUCUAGUAUUCCCAAACCCACUUACGUUAAAAUGAGCUAGACUUUUAAAAAGCAGUUUGUACCAACCAUAACCUGAAUCAGAACAAGUUGGAGCAGUAACAUAGUUGUACGGCCUGAUCGAAGACAGAGAAAAUGAGAGGCAGCAGACUGCUAAUCUGACUCUGUUAUGUUCACAGAUAGCAGUAGUAGGGUCUAUUAACAAGUUUAAUGCAGUCCGUUUCACUUCAGGUAGUCAAAGCUGUUAUUUUGGAGGCAUGUAUGUCACUUUUUACACAGCUAUCAGGUGAUCAGAUCCCUGCAGCAGAGAAAACUAAAUCUGAAGAGCAGUAUGUAGAAUACUGUCACGUUUGUGCCCUCCAGCAAGAUUUCUAAUUCAGCUGUGCACAGAAAAUAAAGCAGCGCUCACGCCAUGUGGUCAGCUACCCUCAUCUUUACUACAGCGCCGUUCUGCUCACCACCUCAGAAUCAGUCUGCGAUUCUGAAACAGUAACUUUAGACUGUGGCCAGGUCUUACUUGAGGAAACAGCCUGUGAACUUAAAAAUGUGGGCACGUAAACAAGUUACUGCAGGUUGAGGCAUGAUGAAAGCUUCCUGUGCCUUCCAGUUACUUCAUAUCGACACCACGUGAAGUAUCCUACCCCAAGAAUGCAGCAUGUAUACAAUUACACUGGAAUGCUUUACAUUUACAUCUGUUACUUUACAGUAACUACCAUGACACUGUCAGCCUAGUGGUACACUGAACAAGACAACAUCUAGAAAACCUAGACAAAGGGAAAGUCCCUCUCUUACGAUGGAAACAGGCACCUCAGAAUAUUAAAAUCUUUGAUAAUGUCAAAUACUCGGUUUCUGGUGGAGUUCAGGGUAGUACAAUCCGACUUCACACUUCUCCCUAACUAAUCUAGAAGCAAAUUACUGCACUUUUCCCCUUUGACUAUUAGCAGACACCAAGAGUGAAAAUCCAGUGCCAACGGCAUCGUGGGGAUACCAGGAGACUGGGUUUCUCAGGUGGCUGGUGUGUUAACUACACCUUCAUUUCCAGUCGCUUUUUAACUGAGAGUAACAGUUAAUUCAAUGCCUUUAUCCUCUGGCUUGCCUGCCUCCGUCAGUCACAGCCUCUGCUACUGGGCUCUGCAGUCCGCUGUAAACUAACCCUUAGCCCAACGCCACGGGUCGUCAACAGCAGUUCUCACAGCAACCACAUUCUGCUGCACUGCACAGAGCGCAGCUUCCCCUGCUGUCACAGGGGUGAGCCCUUCUGAAAGCUGCUCAUGACCUCAGAGCCCACAGCCCCAGUUCUGAAACAGGCAGCAUCUUCUGAGUGUCUGCUCGAGGAACGGGCCUACUGACGGAGCGUGUUAGCACACAGAGGAAGUUACUGAAAGCAAUAGGAAAAAGCAGUUCUGUAGCUGCCUCUGUGGGAAAGCAAUUUUAAUCAAGCCAAUAACCACUCUGGCAUGUAGACUUAAGCCUGUCUGUUUCUAGGAAAUACCGUAAUUACUACUAAUUUCAGUUCCAGUUUGUAUUUUCACAUCUAGCAUGUUAGAGUUGUGCAGAGACACCAACGCCAAUGAAUAGCGUGCAGUCAUUUAAAAAAAAUUGAAUUGCCAUUACACUCCUGUAGCCUAGAACGGUGUAAUUUCAAAAAUUUACCACCAAAUUCUUUAUCACAUGUUUGCACCAUUACCUGAGCUGUAGCUCCUCUGUAAACUGCCUGUUGGUUUUAAGUCAUAGCUUUGCCCGUAAUUUCAGAAGCGUAUUCCAGUUGCUUACAGCUCUGGGAUUCAGUGCUCUUCUUGAAGCGUACUUGGCUCCAAUGAACUGUCCCUGUAAAAGCUACAGCAUUACACGACCCAGUCUGCUGCUCUUCUACCUAAAGGUAUUUUCGGUAAAUACUACCAUUAUUCCAGAUGCUUGUAGAGCAGCAAGAUUUGUUUAUUUAACCUGUCCAAACAAGUGAAUUUUCAUCACAACUAUCAUUUGUUUGGAAGAGCCAGAGACUGUAGCGGUUGAUUAAGACUUCAUACAGUUUUUGCCCUUUAAGAGGCAAUUUUGAAUUUUCCAAGGCAUGGGAACUUCACCUUCCUGCUCCUCCAGCCCUAACUGUUUAAAAACUACAAAUUAGAAGACUGCCAAGAAAUCGUUCUGGUGGAAGCUGGCUUCAAGUUCCCGGGCACCUGUUUCAAAAUGCUCCUCCCUCGCACGACAGGGAAGUCAGAAGCACUUUCAGCAAUGUUACUUCUAGGAAAGUAAUUCUGCGCGAAAGGAAAUUCAACGGCCAAACAGAUCACGUCUUCCAUCAGCAGGAGUCACAGACUAUUCAGCUUUAAGACAGCUGAAGUGCUGCAUAAAUAACCAGGUUCCAAGAGAGUGUUUCCUAGUUGUUCUUUUUAAUGUAUCACUACUUAUCUAUUCCUGCAUGCAAAGGACACUCAAACGAAUUCCAAUUUACAAAUUUAACAGAAGCACAUCGCUGCACUAGCUUUAGAUUCAUAUAUCAUUCUAAACAACGAGGAAUGAAACUAGAACAGAAACCUCAAAAUCAAGAAGUGUCAUAAUUAGGGCAUUACAGACCUUAAUUUCUUUUUUUUGUAAGUCUUCCUUAAGACCAAAGGUUAAAUCCACACACAAGUACCACAUCUUUUAAGGCAUGAAAUCCAGAACUUGCCUAAAUAGUUGGUUUUUAAAUGGAGUCUUCAAUAGGACUGACUUCAUCUGCUCCUUGCUGCUGUGAGAUAACAUGUAUCUUUACAUUAUACAUGGGGAAUAUAGAGCAAAAAAAGAACAAAACAACAAGCACAAGAGAUUGUAUGUUCCCAGAUGCGAUACUGUACAGCUAUGAAACCAGUGCUUACAUGGACACCAUAGACUACACAGAAUGAUCAACAUCUCUGAUGCUUUAGCUCUAUCAAACCAGACAUUUAAACACAAGUCUGAUUAGGAGCUGCUCCCACAUCCCGAGUUAAUUACUUUAAGUCGUACAUCAAAAAGCCAGACUUCAGCUAGGACAGAUACAACGCCCAGUUCUCCCAGAGCAGAUCUUCCCAUUGCUGUACCAUCAUAUUUACUUUUGGUUUUCAUACACACCUUCCAACUAGUUCAGCAAACGAGGCAAGGAGAUCUUCAAGUAUUUAGUCAGAGACGGAAGGCGAGAAGCCAAAGGGAAAAAAGUUUUAAUUAAAGACAACUACGUCCAUGAAAAUUAAGAUUAACUUAGGCAUUUCUAGAGCGCUUUGACAGACUAAUAAGGGGUUUUAUUUCUUGAAGUAUGUGGUGGACAACCAAAUACCAUUUUCUCUGCUGUACACAACAUGAGACAUUGAUCCUUGUCCCUUUAGGGCAAAGAAAGACACCUUGUUCCAUAACAGUUGACAGCAUACACACAAGUCACCUCACUUUGUGGAAGAAGAGGUACUAGUAAUUCUUCACCUCCAUGUUCCUACUGCCAUGGCAAAGGUCAUUCACUUCGGGCCCGAGCACAGCCUUACUACACACAAACUUUAUUUUGCUCCUGGCCCAGACGAAGCUCUGGUCAGUAGAUGUAAUACAAAGAGCCCUCAAAAAGACUUUUCUGAAAUAAGCACCUGAACUACUAGAGUCCAUAAAUCCUGGCAAUCUGCUCGUAACUCAGACAAAUCUGGCAAGAGGUGUACAAUGCCCUUUCCAAUUCAAAGUGCACAUAGCUAAAGUACUAAUACUUCUUAAA
Molecule: messenger RNA, 5733 nt
Organism: Aptenodytes forsteri (emperor penguin)
Lineage: Eukaryota; Metazoa; Chordata; Aves; Sphenisciformes; Spheniscidae
Gene: DONSON
Product: downstream neighbor of SON
Exons: 10
Biological process (GO): nuclear DNA replication
Cellular component (GO): nucleus
Source: RefSeq, a predicted model, not a curated record